Messenger RNA from Dipodomys ordii (Ord's kangaroo rat), 3210 nucleotides. RefSeq names its product DEAH (Asp-Glu-Ala-His) box polypeptide 36 (gene Dhx36). NCBI's taxonomy places the organism in Eukaryota, Metazoa, Chordata, Mammalia, Rodentia, Heteromyidae. Gene Ontology annotation, cellular component: nucleus; intracellular anatomical structure; cytoplasm. The transcript has 24 exons. The record is from RefSeq and is a predicted model, not a curated record. Bases 24 to 2792 code for a protein of 922 amino acids. Gene Ontology annotation, molecular function: DNA helicase activity; G-quadruplex RNA binding; ATP binding.
UACUAUAGAGAGCUGUAGUGCAUAUGGAUGAAAGACGAGAAGAGCAAAUCGUGCAGCUGCUGAACUCUGUCCAAGCUAAGAGUGAUAAAGACCCUGAAGCUCAGAUUUCCUGGUUUGCUCCUGAGGAUCAUGGAUAUGGUGCUGAAGUUUCUGCUGAGAAAAAAACAAACUCAGAGAAGAAAGUUGACAAACAGGAAAAGAAAUUGAUGAGCCAAGAAAAAAAGAUACUUAGAAUUAGGGAUAAAUCCACCUUUGAACGAGAUUCUGAGUAUCUUUUGCAAGAAAAUGAACCAGAUGCAACCUUAGACCAAAAAUUACUGGAAGAUUUACAAAAGAAGAAAAGUGACGCUCGGUAUAUUGAGAUGCAGCGUUUCAGAGAAAAGCUGCCUUCCUAUGGAAUGCAGAAGGAGUUGGUGACUUUGAUUGAUAAGCAUCAGGUAACCGUGAUAAGUGGUGAAACUGGUUGUGGCAAAACCACCCAGGUCACUCAGUUCAUCUUGGACAGCUACAUUGAACGGGGCAUGGGCUCUGCGUGCAGGAUUGUCUGUACCCAACCACGGAGGAUCAGCGCCAUCUCUGUUGCAGAGCGAGUGGCUGCUGAGAGGGCAGAGUCCUGUGGCAAUGGUAAUAGCACUGGAUACCAGAUUCGUCUCCAGAGUCGGUUGCCGAGAAAGCAGGGUUCCAUCUUGUAUUGUACCACAGGAAUCAUCCUGCAGUGGCUCCAGUCAGACUCGCUUUUGUCCAGUGUUAGUCAUAUUGUACUUGAUGAAAUUCAUGAAAGAAAUCUGCAGUCAGACGUUUUAAUGACUGUUGUUAAAGACGUUCUUAAUUACCGCUCUGACCUAAAAGUCAUUUUGAUGAGUGCAACAUUGAAUGCUGAGAAGUUCUCAGAAUAUUUUGGAAACUGUCCAAUGAUACACAUUCCUGGUUUCACUUUCCCGGUUGUGGAAUACCUUCUGGAGGAUAUCAUUGAAAAAAUAAGAUAUGUGCCAGAACAGAAAGAGCACAGAUCCCAGUUUAAGAGGGGUUUCCUGCAAGGCCAUGUAAAUAGAAGAGAAAAAGAAGAAAAGGAAGCAAUCUAUAAGGAGCGCUGGCCAGACUAUAUACGAGAACUGAGAGGAAGGUAUUCUCCAAGUACCAUCAGUGCUUUGGAAAUGAUGGAUGAUGAUAAAGUUGAUCUGAAUUUGAUUGCUGCUCUGAUUCGACACAUUGUUUUGAAAGAAGAGGAUGGAGCGAUUCUAGUCUUCCUGCCUGGCUGGGACAACAUCAGCAGUCUACAUGAUCUCCUGAUGUCCCAGGUGAUGUUUAAGUCAGAUAAGUUUAUUAUUAUCCCUCUACAUUCACUAAUGCCAACGGUAAACCAGACACAGGUGUUUAAAAGAACUCCUCCUGGUGUUCGGAAAAUAGUAAUUGCUACCAAUAUUGCAGAGACUAGCAUCACCAUUGAUGACGUAGUGUAUGUGAUAGAUGGAGGAAAAAUUAAAGAAACACAUUUUGACACUCAGAACAACAUCAGCACGAUGGCUGCCGAAUGGGUCAGUAAAGCAAAUGCCAAACAGAGGAAAGGCCGCGCUGGCAGAGUCCAGCCUGGUCACUGCUAUCAUCUGUAUAAUGGCCUUAGAGCCAGUCUUCUAGAUGACUAUCAGCUGCCAGAGAUUCUAAGAACGCCUCUGGAAGAACUUUGUUUGCAAAUAAAGAUCUUAAGGCUUGGUGGAAUUGCUCAUUUUCUGAGUCGGUUAAUGGACCCUCCGUCCAGCGAGGCAGUGCUGCUCUCCGUAAAACACCUCAUGGAGCUGAAUGCUUUGGACAAACAGGAAGAAUUGACCCCUCUUGGUGUCCACUUGGCCCGAUUGCCAGUUGAGCCACACAUCGGGAAGAUGAUUCUCUUCGGAGCUCUUUUCUGUUGUUUAGACCCAGUGCUCACUAUUGCGGCUAGUCUCAGCUUCAAAGAUCCCUUUGUGAUUCCAUUGGGGAAAGAAAAGAUUGCAGAUGCCAGAAGAAAGGAACUGGCAAAGGAAACUAGAAGUGAUCACCUGACAGUUGUAAAUGCAUUUGAGGGCUGGGAAGAAGCUAGGCGGCGUGGGUUCAGAUACGAAAAGGAUUACUGCUGGGAAUAUUUCCUCUCUUCAAAUACACUGCAGAUGCUGCAUGACAUGAAAGGGCAGUUUGCUGAGCACCUGCUUGGAGCUGGGUUUGUAAGCAGCAGGAGCCCCAAAGACCCCAAAUCCAAUAUAAACUCAGAUAAUGAGAAGAUAAUCAAAGCUGUCAUCUGUGCUGGCUUAUAUCCCAAAGUUGCUAAAAUUCGACUAAAUCUGGGUAAAAAAAGAAAAAUGGUGAAAGUUCAUACCAAGUCUGAUGGUCUGGUUGCGAUUCACCCCAAAUCAGUGAACGUGGAGCAGACCGACUUCCGCUACAACUGGCUCAUGUACCACCUCAAGAUGAGGACGAGCAGUAUCUACUUGUAUGACUGCACCGAGGUCUCCCCAUACUGCCUCUUGUUCUUCGGUGGCGACAUCUCCAUCCAGAAGGACAACGACCAGGAAACCAUCGCUGUGGACGAAUGGAUUGUGUUCCAGUCCCCAGCCAGAAUUGCCAACCUCGUGAAGGAGUUAAGGAAGGAACUGGACAUGCUGCUGCAGGAGAAGAUCGAGAACCCUCACCCUGUGGACUGGAAGGACAAAGCAUCCAGAGACUGUGCCGUGCUCUCUGCUAUUCUGGACUUAAUCAAAACCCAGGAGAAGGCCGUUUCCCGGAGCCUGCCUCCCCGCCACCAGGACGGAUGGAGCAGCUGACAGCUUUGCAGCGCAUGGUCUCUUCCUCACACUUUAACUCAGCCCAGAGCCCUGGAACCUGCGCGUGGCCCUGGUAGGUCAGAACCUCGAGUAGGUAGUAAAAACGUAGUGUGCACGUGUCCUCCCCUUGCCCUCGUGAGUGCACAAACACAGUCCGUCAUACUCCUGGCUGGGCUUGUCCAUGGGGAGGGGGAGGGGGGGCAUCUCUGUGAGUGUUGUGCCCGAGAGGGCGUGUAUUCUCUUACAGGAAAUGAAUCUUCCACCCAUAAUGAUUAAGUGUAGAACUAGGAAAAGCAACGUGGUUAGCACAAAGCAGCAUCAAGAAUGUGAACACAACCACAUUUUUAAGAAUAAACUUCUUCUAGAAGUAAAUUUCUUGUAAUUAAAGCCCAGUAUUUAAUAAAAUAUGUAAAGCUCA